Triticum aestivum (bread wheat) is the source of this 998-nucleotide messenger RNA. RefSeq lists its product as uncharacterized. Bases 94 to 657 code for a protein of 187 amino acids. The transcript has 3 exons. Lineage: Eukaryota; Viridiplantae; Streptophyta; Magnoliopsida; Poales; Poaceae. The record is from RefSeq and is a predicted model, not a curated record.
GUGCGACCGCUAGCGCCACAAGGAGGCACGGCACCCUGCCGUGCUUAACAGCACGGUAGAGGAGCCGGUUCCGCAACAAGUAGACAGAAAAAAAUGCCGUCCGUGCGGAGAGCCUCGGACGCCGAGGCGGCGGCCUCGGAAGGAGAGGCGACGGCUGGCUCUCCGGCGAGCAGUGGUCGCGGGUGCUGCUCCGCCCCCUCGGCCGCGCGGGCGGCGUGGUGGCGGCGGUUGUUUGGUGGCUGGUCUUCGCGUGCGGUCUUCUCCGACGGACGGCGCCAGAUCUGCAGAGAUAAUCCAGAGAAUUUAACCAAAGUGUUGGCUGAGGCAGUGAAGUGUGCACAAGCUCUUAAGACCGAUGAUCUGAUUACUGACACUAGAGUUAAGGAAGCUUUUGCAGAGCUGAUGAAUAAAGUGUACCCGCAUCUACCUGAGAGUCUACAGGAUCAACUGAUUGCGGAUUUCAAACUCAAUAUCCUCCGUCGGGCACAAGAGAAAAAUACUCCCCCAGUUGAGUUGAUGGAUUGUGAACAGAAGAAGAACUUCCUCGGGAAAAAAGGAACUCGUACCAAUACCUUGUGGAUUAUAGAAAAGCUAGUCCUGUUAGUCGGCAUAUCCUGCUUCAUGUACCUCAUGAGCCUCUAUGUCACCGAGAACUGAAAAGAGAAAGGGGAAAUAAACAUUUAUACAUGGGGAUUCAGUUGUAUUCUAAUCUCCGGACAACAAAAGCAGCAAUCUUUCAGCAUACCACAAGGAUGGGCUCUGCUUUGGUGCCAAAUAGGAUUUGUACCACUGGAAAGGAAGUGUGUCUGGUUUGAUGGCCGGUUAGCUGGUGUUAGUCUGUUUAUUUUUCAGUCUUAUUGUCUGUUUCUGCUGGGGUUGUGUCAAGACUUGAUGUGCCCUCUUGCUUUAUUUCAGUAAAGUUAUGUUGAUGUGCGGGCAUGAUGUAAUGAACUUUUGUUUUAAUGAAUAAGUUUAUUAAAGCAUAUAUGUUCUCCUCA